Molecule: messenger RNA, 909 nt
Organism: Armigeres subalbatus
Lineage: Eukaryota; Metazoa; Arthropoda; Insecta; Diptera; Culicidae
Exons: 3
Coding region: 131-817 (228 amino acids)
Source: RefSeq, a predicted model, not a curated record
CGCACAAGUAUUCAGCUUAUAGUUGUAAAUCACAGCCAUAUAUAGUUUACCAAACUGAGAAAAACAAAGAUCAUGAUUAUCACAACACGGUUCAGUUCAGUUCACAGCAGAAACGACUUUACCUGAGAAGAUGAUCCGUUUUUCUCUGUACAAAUUGGUUAUGCUGCUGUUUUUCAUCAUUGCAUUCUACUACAUAACCCGCUGGCAGAUAGUUUUACAUAAUGAAAACGAGACACACCUCCAAAGGUUCGUACACACAUGCAACAUUUCCGAAGCACAGCGGAACGAAUUGGAGCAAUUGUUCCACAGGGUUCACGACAUACUGGGGCGCCAUGGCCUUACGCACAUCCUCUGCUACGGCACCCUCUGGGGUCAAAUUCGGAUGGCGAAAAUGCUGCCCUGGCGCAAGAAAGCGGAGUUUUGUGUAUUCAACGAAGAACUGAUGGCUCUCGAAGAAGCAAGCUUCCUGCGGUCCUUCUACAGCAAUAAUUUGAAAAUCUAUUACAUACACUCGGAAGGGCUCUAUCGGAUUUUCCCGGAAAAUCCGGACAUCGGUCCGUACGUGGAACUGAUUGUCUUUCAGCGUGACGAUGCGCAAUCGAUGUACAAACGAGUUGGCUGGAAGCGAAGACUGCUGCCACCACACUGCGACUGGACGCCUUCUUUGGAUUGCUUUCCGAUACAUUUGUUGGAAUCGUCGCUGCCUCGUCGCAAACUGGGGCGAUACUUCUACAGUGUGCCAAUGGGAGGAAUCGAGCUGCAGAAAUAUCACUAUACGCAAAAUUGGUGGAAGGAUGUUCGAGUGUUCAAUUGUUAGGACUGUUUAAUUAUUGAAUUAGUAGCUUAAGUAGGAUACAUGCAAUAAAUAUAAAAGUGAGCAGUUGCCCUAGGAUCAAUUGCAACAUUCAA